AUGGAACGGCAUCGCUAUGUCACUGAGGACCCGCGGUCAGAUCCAGUGCACACUUCUUAUCCUCAGGACAUACCGUCGUCGCCUCCAUCCAUAGUCUCUGAGGCUGGGACUCGACGAAAACCCAAGAGACCUCCACCAGUGACUCCGCGCUCAUUCAAGAGAUUUUUUACACCUCGGUCGUCUCUCAAUGCCGUCGCAAAUGUUACCACGCGGCAAGCACUGCGGGAGCUCAACACGACAUCGUUGAAUCGGCGGGGCCCAGCAUUCACCAAAGCAAAGUCUUUGAAUGCACCAAAUACCAUCGGCCAUGGAAUUCUGAAAAGCCCAUUCACAGAAACUGCUAGGACUCCAAGCAGGAAACGGAAGCUAUCCUUCUCUUCMCCUGCUUCUCCGCCGCAAUCGUCUCCAAUUCGACGAGUGCGCCUGGCCCCUCCCAUCGAAGAUGACCGUUUGAUCGAGAAGACGGUGAAUGAGAUUGAAAUCAAAUUUCCUCCUGAAACGACCCUUUCGCCACGAAAGUCAAUUCAAAAGCAAUUGUUCGUUGUCAAACCGCCAGUAGAACCUGUUCGUCGGUCAAAAGUACUUGCUACAUCAGGCGAGUAUUGUCUCCGCAGCGUCUCGGGACGUAUGAAUCGGCUUACUAUGCGAUGCAACUAUGGAAGUGAUUGGAGGGAUCAAACAUCAACCUUUUAUUCGCGGCCAACAGAUGUUCAUCAGAAUAGCAGUGUGAAUGAAGACCGCCCUGCCCUGCCUUUCUGCAUCGCCUCCUGCAACACAAAUUCUUUAGUGGCUAUCGGGGACGAAGAAGGAGGAAUUCGAUUAGUGGACUCGGCGAAGGACGAUAAAGUCGGAUUUUCGAAAGCGCACGUAUCGUUUCGCGCACACGGCAAUUCCAUAAUGAAUCUCGAAUUUUCUUCUGACGAUCUGCUUCUCGCAACUGCCGCUGGCGAUCAGACAACGCUCAUCUUUGAUAUGAUCACUCAAAAACCGAUUCAUUGUUUGUCGAACCAUACCUCAUCAGUGAAACAUGUGCAGUUUCAGCCAGCAUCGAACAAUAAAAUGCUUGCGACAUGCAGCCGCGAUGGCACUGUGAAUAUUUGGGAUUUGCGGUGCAAAGGUCAUGAGAACCCUUCUGUGCAGAUUCACUGCGCUCUUGAUCAAGACGGAACUUCCUCGGCUUCUCCGCCCAAGAUCAACUAUCCUCAGCCCUUGAGGACUAUUCAGGACGCUCAUGCGUUCAUGUCUAGAACUUCCAAAUUAGCGGCCGUUCAAAAGCAAGAUAGUCAUUUCAGCAGAGAGAACGUCACAGUAACCUCACUCUCGUUCUUACCAGCAGGUCGUGAAAAUCUUUUUGUUACCGCUUCCGAAGCCAAUGCCUGCAUUAGGUUAUGGGACAUGCGCACAUCUUAUAAUAUCCGCCGAGGAAGCCCUGCCCCCUUAUCUACAACACGCGAACCAGACAGCCACGUCAAUCACAGGUCUUACGGCGUCACAUCCUUGGUCCUUAAUGGAGACGGCUCAAGGUUAUAUAGCCUAUGUCGCGAUUUGGCCGUGUAUGCAUACUCGACCUCGCAUUUGGUAUUGGGCAGCUCUCCGGAUUUGGCUCUGAACAAUGACCGCCCCAGACGUGCUGGAGGCCCCGACAAAGAAGGCCUCGGACCUCUCUACUGCUUCCGCCAUCCUCGGCUGCAGGUAUCAACUUUCUACGUCAAAGCUGCUCUACGACCAGCCAAGGAUGACAAAGCUGAAAUGCUUGCUGUUGGCAGUAGUGACAAUUGCGCCAUCUUGUUUCCCACAGAUGAACGAUUCUUGUCCACAUCUCAGCCGGUAGUGCAGACACAGGCUGAUUUGCCGCCUGCUAUUCGACCUCCUCUGGUACGGUCUGCUCUUCGACGAACCAAUUCGGACAUGUCCUUUUCUGGCAGACCAGAAAGUUCGAUCCCUACGUAUCGCUCUGGAACUCCUCUUGUUGGGGGUCACAUGAAGGAGGUAUCAGCUGUGUCGUGGACUCAUGACGGCGAGCUGGUCACUGUAAGCGAUGAUUAUACGGCUAGAUGCUGGCGCGAAGGACCCGAUGCGCGCGAUUUACGAACUGGAGGUGAAACAGAUGGUCGACGCUGGGGGUGCGGUUGGGCAGAGACCCCAGAUUCUUACGAUGACGAGGAAGAAUGA
Molecule: messenger RNA, 2172 nt
Organism: Talaromyces amestolkiae
Lineage: Eukaryota; Fungi; Ascomycota; Eurotiomycetes; Eurotiales; Trichocomaceae
Exons: 3
Coding region: 1-2172 (723 amino acids)
Biological process (GO): proteasome-mediated ubiquitin-dependent protein catabolic process
Cellular component (GO): nucleus
Molecular function (GO): protein-macromolecule adaptor activity; protein binding
Source: RefSeq, a predicted model, not a curated record